CCCUAUCCCGCCUUUUUUUUAGUAUUGGCAAUAUGUCCCUUAGAUCAUUUAGUCACUCUUUAGUUAGCAACCUAAAGCCUAUAAAUAAUACAAUCAUUCGUAGCUACGCUACACAAAAGAGAGCCCCUGUUCACCCUCCUCGACGCACCUUUCUUUAUAAUAAAUACAAUGACAUCAUUAAGAACAACCGAGCUGUUUUUAUAUUUCAACACAACAAUCUCAAUGUCAAGGAAUUUACUCAGAUCAGACAAGGCUUGAGCCAAAUACAAGGUGGAUCGGAAACAACAUUGACCGUCUUGCGUCCUAGUAUCUUUGCAGCUGCCCUGCGCGAAACAAGAUAUCUCAACCUGGAACCCUUAUUGACCGGGCCAACCUGCGUCUUUUACACCAAUGUUUCAGAUAACGAACACCCAGAGUUACUCAAAAAGUCAGUAGAGAUGCUUUCAAAGAACAAAAAGAUGUUGCUGUUGGGAGGAAAAUUAGAUGAUAAUCUAUUGACACAAGGUGAUGUAUUGAAGGUGGUGGAAUUACCACCUCUUGAUCAACUUCGAGCUCAACUUGUUGGUGUUGUCGAAGCUCCUGCUCGUAAGUUGAUCAGUACGUUGAGUCAACCUUCUAGUGAAUUACACAGUGUGUUGAGCAGAAGAAUCUAAGAAGAUGUUUAUUAUUAAAAAUAAAAUAGUGCACAGUUUUUUAAUGUAUAGAACAGAAAAAAAAAAGAGGGUUGUUCAUAGGUGUUUGAUUGUAAUCAUGUAGUCAAUGAUUCUAUCAUGGUGUGAAAGUAACUUUAGAUGAAUUUGGGAAAGUAGGUCAAGGCCUACUCUAACGCCCUUCAAUAUGAAUCAAGCGUGCCUAGACAAAGAAGUAAAAUUUUUAUGCUAAUACUUUUC
Molecule: messenger RNA, 890 nt
Organism: Rhizopus microsporus ATCC 52813
Lineage: Eukaryota; Fungi; Mucoromycota; Mucoromycetes; Mucorales; Rhizopodaceae
Exons: 3
Coding region: 33-653 (206 amino acids)
Biological process (GO): translation
Cellular component (GO): mitochondrial large ribosomal subunit
Molecular function (GO): structural constituent of ribosome
Source: RefSeq, a predicted model, not a curated record